This is a messenger RNA of Zerene cesonia (dogface butterfly), 1711 nucleotides long. Its product is annotated as protein FAM166B-like. Bases 102 to 857 code for a protein of 251 amino acids. The transcript is spliced from 5 exons. The record is from RefSeq and is a predicted model, not a curated record. NCBI's taxonomy places the organism in Eukaryota, Metazoa, Arthropoda, Insecta, Lepidoptera, Pieridae.
GCUACCAUUCUUUAGUAUCGCAAAACCUUUAACAGAUGACUUACGUUUCCAAGUGAACGAUAUGUAUUUAUUACGAUACUAGGCAAAAAACUUUUAAAAACAUGUGGGUGGAUGUAAGCGGUCGUGAAAGGCAAAACUACACAACACAAACGAACGGUUCUUUCAUACCUGGGUACACUGGCCACUGUCCCCUGCUGAAAUUCCGUUACGGAAAGUGCUAUGGUGACAACACCAGACAGAUCUUAAGAGAAAUUCGUUCGAAAGGACUCUUUAACAAGCCACUGGAAUACAGGCCGGGUGAUAACUAUGAGAUAGACAAUAUGCCUCGACAUGAGCGACCUUCACGCGACGUGUACGAUGGACUGCAAAAUCGACAACCCACCUACAUGACGGGAUACACGGGAUACGUUCCGGGGAUGAACUUUGCAUACGGUAAAUCAUACGGUCGCACAGCUGAUGACUGUAUGGCGGAUUUCUCUCGUAACCAACGACAACUAAAACGUAAGGCAGACCUGAACAAAAGCUAUGUGCGUUCAAGAAGCGCGCCUAAAAUGGAAACGAUUCACUCAAGAGACGAGAUCAGACGCGAUUUAAGUAGAUUCAGGGAGAUCAACAAGUAUAAAGAAAACACAAUAUCACCAGAAUUUCCGCCUAUAGCUGGCUACACUGGACACAUACCUCGCAUCAAGGGUUCGGAAGCGUCGCUCAGCCAACGAUAUCAUUGCGCAGCAAAACGAGGAUUGGAACUAAUUCAAAUUGAGCGGGAAAAUCGAAAAGAACUACAGAACGCAGACGCUAAUAUUCGCGCCAUUUUGAAACCGAACGAUAAAAAGUAUUCGUAUUGGAAUUGGGGAUAGCAUACGGGUAGAAGAAUGUUCUUUACCAAAUGUAGAUAAAUGAACAUUCUUCUUUAAAAGCAGAAUACAGUAUUGCGAAAAGUAAAAAUGAUAUUAUUUACCAAGAACAGUAUUUCUCAUUGUGAGCGUAUUGUAAGCGUUAAUAUGGGCAAUAAUAAGAUGAUAUUUGAAACAUUGUUUAAAGGUUUCAUAACACAAUUCAGUGUUAUCGAAUAUUAUGCGAGAAACAAAAAUAUACAUAUGCUCUUAUUUAUUCCCCACAAGUAAUAACCAUUAUAUGUAGUGUAUUAAGGUAACAUAAACGUAUUUAUGACAAGUCUGUUUUUAUAGACAUGCUCCAUCCGUCCUCUCAAUUUCUACAUGCACUCCGUAUAAAUUCAAUUGUUCUGAAUUUAAGAAAAUGAAAUUAAUGCAUCGGUAAUUUAAACGAAUCCGUCAAAACUGGCUCACAGAUUAAUAAGAUCACUUUAUAAAUAUUGUAACGUUUAAAAUGCAUCAAGUUGAAGUCAACUAAAACUUUUUUUAAAAGUAUACUAACAAUAAAACACAAUAUAUCGCAGCGCGAGGAAAUAAAAACAACUCGGCGCAAUUAGCAGAUAGUGAAACAUGAAUUAAUAUAAGCAUUGUAAGUCACAAAACCAUACCUAAGCGUGACUUACGUGGAAAGCGUUGAAGUUUUAAUUAUAUGUGAUUAUUUUCAAGCAUUCCAAGAGUAUAUCAAAAUGUAUACUCUUUUUGCCAAUGCACAAAAACACAACUGGUGCAAUCAUUAUUUACUUCGCGUAAAUAUUUACUCUUGUGCUCGGUUUUCUUUACACCGUUUUCAGACUUUGGAAGAAUUAAAAGAUGUUUUA